Messenger RNA from Symbiodinium necroappetens, 2073 nucleotides. NCBI's taxonomy places the organism in Eukaryota, Dinophyceae, Suessiales, Symbiodiniaceae. The record is from the annotation of a GenBank genome assembly.
AUGUCCGACUCCCAAGACCUGGAGGAGGUGGCACGGGCUGCAUUGGCGGCUGGGCAGCGGCGCCAAGCUGCAGCCAAGCUUCUGCUGCAGAAGUCCGCGAAAGCUGCUCCAGCGGCCUCGCCUUGCAAGGCAAAUAAGGACCAGCCCUUGGCGACUCCGAUGAAGGAACCAGCAGCCGGAAAGCGAGCACGCGAGCCCAGAAGCAGCCCUGCCAACACGGUGACCCCCAGUACCAAAACCCCGGAUCCCAAGCAGAUCAAGACAGAGGAUGUUGCCAUGACCCCGAAGAAAACACUGUUUGAUGAAGGUAUCGGCAAAGGUUUGAGUACUGGAUCCCUGGAAUCCGAGAUUGCCACCCCAGCUGUGGUCCGGCAGGCUCGCGAGGUGGCUGGGUUGAACAAAGGCGUUUCGGAGGCUUUCUUGGAUACCGUGCCCGACGACCCUGAGCCUGAUGUCCUGGCGAUUUGUAAAGACCUCGAGACCCAGAUGACAUUCACGGCAAAGCAGAUCCCGGAUUCUGGCAGCAAGAACAGUGGCCCUUCGACUACAGAUGUGCCUGCAGCGGUGGUGCCGAACAAUGAUGAGGCGAAGCAGAUCCCAGAUUCUGCCAGCAAGAACAGUACUGGCCCAAGCCUAGCGCCUGCAGCGGUGGUGCCGAACGAGGCGAAGCAGAUCCCGGAUUCUGCCAGCAAGAACAGUGGCUCUUCUUCGACUACAGGUGUGCCUACAGCGGUGGUGCCGAACGAUGAGGCGGAGCAGAUCUUGGAAUCUGCCAGCAAGAACAGUGGCCCUGAGUCGGAUGCGCCGGCUUUGAAGGUGGAGCUACAGCAGGCGAGCCAGCUACUGGAGGCACUGAAGCAAGUUGCUCCGGGUGCCACUCAGGCAAGUCUUCUACGCCCUGGAACCAUCGAUUUUGCAGAGCUCAUCCAGCAGAUGCAAAACCUGCAAGCUUCGCAGCAUGGUGGAUCAGGGUCCAGUCCGGAAAUUGCGCUCAGCCAGGAUGAGGCCUCGAAAAGGUCGGCUGACGAUGGCGAGAAGGUCCACUCGGAUGCCAAGUCCAUGCCUCCUCCUUCGUCGAUUCCUGUGAAGAGGCCGCCCCAGGAGGUUUUGCCCGCCACGAGGCCGAACUCCCCAGCCCCGCCCUCGCUGGCACAACGGGCUGCAGCUGAGCCUGCUCCGGAAGUUCAGCAAGACUUGGAGGCUGCUGCGAAGGAUAUCCAGGAAACCAAUGGCCGUGCCUGCUGGAUGCGAUUCUCAAGAUCCCUCGAAGGACCCGAUUGCCCACUAGCCAUCACGCUCGAGCUGAAGCGCUUGACCGUGAACGGCAAGAGAAACAAGAAGAAACUUCAUGAGCUCUUUGACGAGUUCGUCAUGAGUGGCGAGAAUUGGGGUGCGAGUCGUGUGCAAGCCGUGUACCAGUGGAUGGAAGCGACUUCGAACCAGAAUGUUUGGCGGUGGAUGACUCGUAAGGCACUCUUCCGCCUCUACGAAGAUGAGAAGCUGGUUGAUGCACUGGUGGAAGAGAAGGAGCAAGACCCCCUCUCGUGGAAGUACCACCCGGAUUUCCCGCAGAAGAAAGUGCACCGGUCGCAUUCUAGUGAGAUGAGGUUGUUCAAAUGCUGGGUGGAUGCUACGGAAACCAAAGAGCAGAUGCAGAAGUACCAGAUGGAUUUCAUUCGCGAAGGCAAAGCAUCCGACAAUGCGUUUGUGCCCACCGAUGAUGAUCAGCAGCAGGGAGAUGACGACACCGACUCACAGGGCGGCAACAAAAAGAACAACAAGAAUAAGGAGAACCCCAGGACGAUUAAGGCUGUGGUGACGUGCAACACGUACCUCCUGGAGAUCAAAGGGGGCCCGGAGCUGGUGGAUGCAUUAUGUGCAACCAUGAACACCCAUGGUGCCGUGCUGAAGCAGUACGUGGAGCAAAUGCAGGCCAAGAAGGGAGGGAACAGCGCCGGUCCCAAGGCGACGGGCAAAUCAAAGGCGAAGGCCAAAGCUCGACAGCAAGGGGUAGAUGCAAUAGAUCAUGUGGCCGCAGAUGCAGACGGUGCGAAAAAGGAUGAUGUGGCUUGA